AUGUUCCGAAAUAUGCAGAUAAUCAAGCUUAGUAAUCGGUUGAUCACGCAAAGCGUCCAGCUACUGAUAAUCUGGAGCUGGAGUGGGAUUGAAGGCUCCACAGCAUUUGCCAACAAAGGACUGAAAACAGGCUAUUUACAGGUCGACGUAGAUGGCAAUGGAGAAAUUGAUUUUGAAGAGUUCUGCGCUUGCAUGAAAAAGUCUCGGAAUAUUGUCAGAUCCACUAAAGAGGAAUUAAUCCGUGAAUGCUUCGACAUCUUUGAUCAAGACCACAAUGGAAUGAUCUCUGAGAGCGAGUUUAAGUACGUUGCUAGGGAGUAUGGAGAUUUCUCGGAAGAGUUGGCCGAGAAAGUGUUCAGAGAAAUGGAUGUUUCCUCUAUCGGACAUUUAUCUGCUGAUCAAUUUGCAACAGUUAUCGAGGACUAUUUGGUCUAUGACUCAGCCAGGAUUGACAUUGGCAUUGAGUCAGAGUGCCACUAG
Haemonchus placei is the source of this 480-nucleotide messenger RNA. The record is from the annotation of a GenBank genome assembly. Lineage: Eukaryota; Metazoa; Nematoda; Chromadorea; Rhabditida; Trichostrongylidae.